CCUCCUACUCCAUCCCAAGACAUUACUGAAAUCAUUAGCAGUGAUUUAUUUGAUGAGCUGCUUUUACAUCGGAAUAAUGUUGCUUGUCCUGCUAGGGGCUUCUAUACCUACGAUGCCUUUGUACAAGCUGCCAGGAAUUUCAUUGGUUUUGGCACCACUGGCGAUAUUACUGACCGUAAAAGAGAGGUUGCUGCGUUCUUGGCUCAAACAUCGCAUGAAACUACUGGUGGUUGGGACACUGCACCUGAUGGCCCUUAUGCAUGGGGUUACUGUUUCAAAAGCGAAGUAGGCAAUCCUGAUGACAUGCCUUCCUAUUGCGAAUCAAACGUUGACUGGCCCUGCGCUCCUGGCAAGAAAUAUUAUGGACGAGGCCCCAUCCAAAUUUCAUACAACUACAAUUAUGGACCUUGUGGAGUCGCCAUAGGAGAAAACCUCCUAGGUGAUCCUGAUUUGGUGGCUGCAGACACAGUAAUCUCAUUCAAAACUGCACUUUGGUUCUGGAUGACUCCUCAACCACCAAAGCCUUCGAGUCAUGACAUUAUUCUCGGGAUAUGGGAGCCAACCCCAUCCGACAUAGCAGCCAAUAGGCUCCCUGGUUAUGGGGUCAUCACAAACAUCAUAAACGGAGGAUUGGAAUGUGGUCAUGGCCCUGACAAGAGGGUACAAAGUCGAAUUGGCUUUUACUUAAGGUACUGCCAAAUUCUAGAUGUUAGCCCUGGUGAGAACCUUGACUGCGGCGACCAGAGGUCUUUUGCGGACGGACUCCUGUUUAACUCUAUGUAGAAUAAGCAACUACUGUCGUACUAGUUCUUCUAAUUUCUCGUUUUAAUCCAUUAAGCGGAUGCUUGUAAUCGGAUAAUCGUGGGCAUGUGAUGACGCCAUAUAUAAGUAAACAAAUAAGGUUUAGAAUAUCCUCUAUAUAGUAUCAGCGUUAAUUA
Molecule: messenger RNA, 938 nt
Organism: Nicotiana tabacum (common tobacco)
Lineage: Eukaryota; Viridiplantae; Streptophyta; Magnoliopsida; Solanales; Solanaceae
Product: endochitinase 3-like
Biological process (GO): chitin catabolic process; carbohydrate metabolic process; cell wall macromolecule catabolic process
Molecular function (GO): chitin binding; chitinase activity
Source: RefSeq, a predicted model, not a curated record